Molecule: messenger RNA, 1144 nt
Organism: Nicotiana tabacum (common tobacco)
Lineage: Eukaryota; Viridiplantae; Streptophyta; Magnoliopsida; Solanales; Solanaceae
Product: protein Dr1 homolog
Molecular function (GO): protein heterodimerization activity
Source: RefSeq, a predicted model, not a curated record
GAGUCGGAAACUUUCUCCUCGUCUCCUCUCCCUUUCAUUGGCAACCACUAACUCCAUCCACCCGACCUUUUUUCGUUUUGCUGAAAACUAUAUAAGCAACAUACGUCACAUGCUAUCCCACACACUUCGCUCAUGCGUGCGUCCCACGCCCCAUUUAGCAUCCACAAGAAUAAUGGGACCCGUGGAUUAUACACGACACCUCCCGCUUCGCGCGUGGAGAAUCCCUCGUUGAAUGCGCUUUGCCCUAGUCGUCUGCGGACACAUCCUUCUCUCUAUAUCCACCAUGAACCACCACCGUCAGCGACUCCGAUCACCUACUUCCAUCCCUUUCCGAUUUCUUCCAAUCGGCCGAUUUGCUGCUCAAUUUUCUCGUCAAUCUGCCAGUUUCGCAGUGUCUCCUUGUAAGGGUUAAAAUGGAUCCGAUGGAUAUCGUUGGUAAAACGAAGGAGGAUGCUUCACUUCCCAAAGCAACUAUGACAAAGAUUAUUAAAGAGAUGUUGCCUCCUGAUGUCCGUGUUGCUCGAGAUGCUCAGGAUCUUUUGAUUGAAUGUUGUGUAGAGUUCAUCAAUCUUAUCUCAUCAGAAUCAAAUGAAGUUUGUAAUAGAGAAGAUAAACGAACAAUUGCACCAGAGCAUGUACUCAAGGCUUUAGAGGUUCUUGGUUUUGGGGAGUAUAUUGAAGAAGUUUUUGCCGCAUAUGAACAACACAAGCUGGAGACUGUGGAUACUGUGAGAGCUGGGAAGUGUAGCAAUGUAGCUGAAAUGACUGAAGAAGAAGCGUUGGCUGCGCAACAGAGGAUGUUUGCUGAAGCACGUGCUAGGAUGAAUGGAGUUGUUACAGCUCCGCCCAAACAGCAAGACUCAGAAGCAGAUCAAAGAUUGGAUAGCUAACUUUAGGACCUUUUUUUUUUUCCUGUAGGCAAGCAUCUUUCAGUCGUUUUAGAGGUGGUUUCUCUUCUAUCAUGUACAAAAAGCUCCUGGCACCUGCGCUGGCUUGUGGACUCGAGCUCAAUUUGUACACUUUUAAUUAUGUCCAUAUGUUCUGUAAUUAGUGAAUUUGCUUUAGAAUGUCCUCUACACUCAACAAGUACUUUUAGUAUAUUUAUAUUAGUCAGAGUGGAAAUUGCUAGUGCUCUUUGUCAUCA